AUGCGGGUGGCCAAGUGGCUGACGGGGCUGCUCUACCAGCUCUCGCUCUUCCUCACCCGAUCUUGGGAGAUCCACUUUCACCCGAGGCAAGAAGCCCUGGUGAGGUCACUGCCCUCCUACGAAGUGGUGACCCCCGUUCGGGUCGAUGAGUUCGGAGAAGUGUUACCACAGAGCCAACACUUCAGUCGGAGGAAGCGCAGCUCGGAGGCGCUGGAGCCCUCGCCCUGGAGGACCCACUAUCGCUUCAGCGCCUAUGGGCAACUCUUCCAUCUGAACCUGAGUGCGGACUCGGCCUUCCUGGCCGCGGGUUACCAGGUGGUGAACUUGGGAGUCCCCGCAGGCGGGGCAGAGGAGAGCGACAAGGCGCCCCUGGAGCUGCGCCACUGCUUCUACAGUGGCCAGGUCAACGCCAGGGAGGAUCACACUGCAGUCUUCAGUCUCUGUGGAGGCCUGAUGGGAACAUUUAAAGUGCAUGAUGGCGAAUAUUUCUUAGAACCUAUAAUGAAGGCAGAUGGGAGCGAACAUGAAGACGGUCACAACAGGCCUCAUCUUAUUUACAGACAGAAAUUAAAGAAGAACCAAUCUCAGCCGUCUGACAACCCUUGUGAUGUUUCAGAGAUUGAAAUCAAGAAAACCACUGCCCUCUCUCAUAACUAUAGCAACAUGAAUGAAGAUCUUGAUUUCAAGAAGGAAAAGGAUUUUCAAUCCCAUUCACAAAACGUAUCGUUGGGAGAUGAAAGGAGUGAAUUACAUUCCAGGAGGAAACGCUUUGUAUCCUACCCACGCUAUGUGGAAGUUAUGGUCACGGCGGAUGCUAAGAUGGUUCGCUAUCAUGGGCAGAAUUUAGAGCACUACAUCCUAACGCUCAUGUCAAUUGUUGCAGCAAUCUACAAGGACUCAAGUAUUGGGAAUCUUAUAAAUAUAGUCAUUGUAAAAUUAGUUGUAAUCCACAACGAGCAGGAAGGACCAGUGAUCAAUUUCAAUGCAGGUUCCACCUUACGAAACUUUUGUUCGUGGCAACAAACUCUGAACGUUCUCGAUGAUGCACACCCUUCCCACCAUGAUACCGCUGUCCUUAUCACGAGGGAAGACAUUUGUGCAGCCAAAGAGAAAUGUGACACAUUAGGUUUAGCAGAAUUAGGUACCAUGUGUGAUCCCUCGCGGAGCUGCUCUAUCACUGAGGAGAAUGGGCUCAGUGCCGCCUUCACUGUGGCUCACGAGCUUGGGCACGUGUUCAGUGCUCCCCAUGAUGAUAGUUUUAAAUGUAAAGAAGCUGGAAUUAUCGAUCAGUAUCAUGUAAUGGCCCCAAGUUUAACUUACCACUCGAGUCCUUGGACCUGGUCAAAAUGCAGUGAGAAAUAUAUCACUGGGUUCCUAGACACGGGUUAUGGGGACUGCCUCCUCGACAAGCCAAGUGGAAGAUUCUACGAUUUGUCUCUACAACUUCCUGGAUUAACGUAUGAUGUAAAUAAGCAGUGUGAACUUAUGUUUGGUCCUGGGUCACAAGCGUGUCCUUAUUUGAAACAGUGCCGGCGACUCUGGUGCACAAGUGCAGAAGGAGUUCACAGUGGUUGCCUUACUCAACACAUGCCACUGGCAGAUGGAACACUCUGUGGUCCUGGGAUGCAUUGCUUCCAUGGAUUGUGUGUAAACAAGGAAAUGGAAACACGUCCUGUAGAUGGUGAAUGGGGACCAUGGGGACCUUAUAGUUCUUGUUCAAGAACAUGUGGAGGUGGAAUCAAAAGCACAACCAGGCUCUGUAAUCACCCUGAGCCAAGAAACGGAGGAAAGUACUGUGUGGGCCGCAGGAUGAAAUUUCGGUCAUGUAAUACUGAUUCCUGUCCAAAAGGCAAGGCAGACUUCCGAGGGCAGCAGUGCUCCGAUUUUGAUGGUAAACACUUCAACUUCAAUGGUCUUCCCCCCAACGUGCGCUGGCUUCCAAAGUAUAGCGGGAUUGCCCUAAAGGAUCGCUGUAAACUCUAUUGUCGGGUUGCUGGCACCACUAACUUCUACCAGCUGAAGGAUAAGGUUGCUGAUGGGACUCCGUGUGGAAAUGAAACAAAUGACAUCUGUGUUCAAGGCCUGUGUCGGCAAGCGGGCUGUGAUCAUGUGCUGAACUCCAAGGCCAGGAGAGACAAAUGUGGCGUGUGCGGUGGAGAUAAUUCUUCCUGCAGGACUGUGACAGGCGUCUUCAACAGUGCUCAUUAUGGUUAUAAUGUUGUAGUAAAGAUUCCCAUUGGAGCGACAAACAUCGACAUUCUUCAGCACAGCUACUCUGGGAAACCAGAAGACGAUAAUUACCUGGCACUAUCAGACAGUCAAGGGAAUUUUCUUUUGAAUGGAAAUUUUGUUGUAAGUAUGGACAAAAAAGAGAUCAGCAUACAAGGAGCUAUUUUUGAAUACAGCGGUUCAAACCACACAACUGAGAGACUGAAUAGCACUGAUCGCCUGGAAGAGGAACUUGUGUUGCAGGUUUUGUGUGUAGGUAACUUAUACAACCCAGAUGUACAUUACUCCUUCAACAUCCCUAUGGAAGGGAUAAGUGAGCAGUUCACGUGGGAUCCGUAUGGGCCAUGGCAAGACUGUACCAAAAUGUGUCAAGGUCUUCACAGAAGAAAAAUUACUUGUGUACGUAUGAGCGAUCAUAUGCAAGUGUCUGAUCAAAGAUGUGAACAUUUACCUCUCCCUUCGUAUGUGACUGAAAAGUGCAAUACGGAUUGUGAACUAAGCUACUGUUGCUCCAGAAGUUGUGGACGAGGUGAAAGGUCUCGAGACUCUUACUGUAUAAAUCAUUUUGGCCAUCGUCUUGCAGAUCGAGAAUGCCAAGCACUUCCCCGAGCGAUAAUAGAGAGUUGUAAUGACUUUUCCUGUCCCAGUUGGGCUACUAGUGAGUGGAGUGAGUGCCUCACUACCUGUGGACCAGGAACAAAGCAGCGGCAGGUGUGGUGUCAACUAAAUGAAGAUCCAUUGAAUGAUGGCUUCUGUGAUCCAGGUGUCAAACCUGAAUCUCUGCAACCUUGUGAGCUUCGUAAAUGUGCUUCCUGGCAAGUAGGCCCGUGGACUUCUUGCACAGCCACGUGUGGACCCGGCUUUCAGCGGCGAGCUGUGAAAUGUGUCAGUGAGUUCAUUAGUGCAGUGUUAGAUGACAGAGAGUGCAGUGAGGCCAGUCGCCCCAGUGACAGACAGGACUGUAUAUCGGUACCAUGCCCGAUUAUUCCUAACCUUGGGGCCACUUCAUCGCCUGCUCUUCCUGUGGAAAAGGUGGCACAGUGGCGACAUGGUUCUUGGACCCCAUGCUCUGUGUCUUGUGGAAGAGGCAAUCAAGCUCGCUACGUCAGCUGCCGUGAUGCGCAUGACGGGAUCUCAGCCGAAUCGUAUUGUGCCCAUUUACCACGCCCUCCGGAAACAGCUGUCUGCUUUAGCCCUUGUGGAGAGUGGCAAGCAGGUAGCUGGUCACCUUGCUCAGCAACCUGUGGCAAUGGAAAAACAACUCGACACGUCUUAUGUGUCAACUACCACCAGGCAAUUAAUGAGGAUUACUGUGACCCCGAAGUUCGCCCUGUUACAGAACAAGAAUGUAACCUAGCAGCCUGCCCACCUGUGUACCAUCACUCUCCUGGCUCCGCUGAGCAGCCCAGCCACCCUCCAGACAGGAGUUCUCCAUUAACUCACGAACCAGAGGAUCUUCCAUCUAUCAGAGGAAACCAAUGGAGAACAGGACCGUGGGGAUCAUGCUCUAGUAGUUGUGCUGGAGGUCUUCAACACCGAGUGGUGGUCUGCCAGGAUGAAGAUGGACAGAGUGCCAGUGACUGUCCCGCAGCCUCCAGGCCCCCGGAGUCCAAGCUCUGUGACUCAGGACCUUGUCCCCGGUGGAACUACGGCAGCUGGGGCGAGUGUACACAAACAUGUGGAGGAGGAAUAAAGUCAAGAUUUGUAAUCUGUCAGUUUCCCAAUGGCCAGAUGUCAGAGGAGCAAAACUGUGAAAUCUUAAACAAGCCCCCUAGUGUGGCACCAUGCCAUGUGCAGGCGUGCCCUAAUGAGGUUUCAUGGCACCGGGGACCAUGGAAAUCGUGUUCGGCUUCCUGUGGUAAAGGUAUCAAAUCCCGUGAGGUGCUUUGCAUUGACCAAUUCCAGAGAAAAUUAGAAGACAAGUAUUGUAGUCAUCAACGUAGACCUCGAACUCACAAAGUUUGUAGAUUGGGCAGAUGUCCCUCAUGGAAAGCCAAUAGAUGGAAAGAGUGCUCUGUGACCUGCGGCCCUGGAGUUCAGCACAGGGAUGUGCUCUGCAGGUGGAGGGGCCUUGGUCGGGUGCCUGAAGAAACGUGUGAUCAGCGCAGCCGGCCUUCUUCUGAGAGGCGGUGUUGGCAGCAGGACUGCAUGCAGUACCGGUGGACAGCAGGAGCCUGGCAGGAUUGUGCAGACAACUGUGGAUUUAGUUAUGCACAAAGGAUUACAUAUUGUAUUGGGAUCCGUUCUCCUAAGAAAUUCCUGUCUCAUCAGCUCUGGCCUGUAGGCUACCGAGAAUGCCCUGUGCUACCUUCCCCUCAGAUCUACAAAUGCAAUUUUAGGAGUUGCUUGCAAGUGGCCACUUGGAGAGUUGGAAAGUGGAGCAAGUGUUCCGUGACAUGUGGAGCUGGGAUCAUGGAGAGAAGAGUGGCAUGUAUGACUGAAGGUGGUUGGCCCAGUGAUGUAUGUUUAAAGCGUUUGAAACCACACUCGCAAAAGAAAUGUUAUGACACUGACUGUAAAACAUUUACCAGUUGCAAAGACGUCCAAGUGAAAAAUAGCAUCAAGAAGGAUGGGGAAUAUUACCUUACCAUUCAGGGAAGAAUGAUCAAGAUUUAUUGUGUGGGCAUGCAGUUGGAGAAUCCCGAGGAGUACCUAUCAUUGGUCAAAAGGGAAGAAGACAACUUUUCUGAGGUCUAUAGCUUUAGACUACAAAAUCCAUAUGAAUGCCCUUUUAAUGGAAGUAGGAGGAAAGAUUGCGAAUGUAAGAACGACUACUUGGCUGCUGGAUACACUGUCUUCAGCAAAAUAAGAAUUGAUCUCACUUCUAUGCAAAUUAAAACUACCGACUUCCUUUUUUCCCAGACAGUUUUGGGAAAGGCAGUUCCAUUUGCCACAGCUGGAGACUGCUACAGUGCUGCCAGAUGUCCCCAGGGACAGUUCAGUAUUAAUUUGGCAGGAACAGGGAUGAAGAUCUCCAGCACAGCCAAGUGGCUUGCUCAGGGGAGUUAUGCCUCUGUCAUCAUACACAGAUCCCAGGAUGGAACCAAAGUCUACGGCAGAUGUGGGGGAUUCUGUGGAAAGUGUGUUCCGCAUAUGACCACUGGUCUUCCAAUUCAAAUAACCUGACACGCAGUGAUGGAAGUACGGCCCAAUGAGGGGAUAACUCUGGAACAUGCAGAAAAUUGGUGCUCUUUUCCUCAUCACUCUUUCUUUCCUAGAAUUUCCAUGUCCAAAAUGGAGAAAGUACAUAUGAGGAACUUAAACUUAUGCAUUACGGAAUGGAGUCUCUCCUGUGGCUAAUAGCCACUCAAACUUCACUUGAAAGAACAUAGAUAUUAUACGUCCUACUGAUACAGUUCAGAUAACUUGUUUUAUUUUCCCUUUCUUUUUUCACUGUGGUUUAUGGUGCUUCAGUUACAUGCAAAAUAUGAAAUUUUGUGGGUAUAAUCCAGAAAAAGAUAUGAUAUAUUGGAAUUUGAUUUUUAAAACACUACCUCUAAUUUGAUUGUACUUAGACAAUGAAUUAUUUUUAUAAUGUUAA
Echinops telfairi (small Madagascar hedgehog) is the source of this 5770-nucleotide messenger RNA. RefSeq names its product ADAM metallopeptidase with thrombospondin type 1 motif 20 (gene ADAMTS20). The record is from RefSeq and is a predicted model, not a curated record. The transcript is spliced from 38 exons. Gene Ontology annotation, biological process: extracellular matrix organization; proteolysis. The coding region runs from base 1 to 5355 and encodes 1784 amino acids. Gene Ontology annotation, cellular component: extracellular matrix. NCBI's taxonomy places the organism in Eukaryota, Metazoa, Chordata, Mammalia, Afrosoricida, Tenrecidae. Gene Ontology annotation, molecular function: metalloendopeptidase activity; zinc ion binding.